AUGGCGAAAACGCUCCGCGACAUAAAGUGGGUCGGCAAGUCGUUCAAGUCUGUCGACCAGGUUGACUCUAUCAUCGUGAAACUCGAGGGCAAGAGAGCUAGCUGGAGGCAGUGGGUAUCUGCCACAGUGCGUGAGAUGAUGUAUCAAGGGGUUGCCUCAUCAACAAUGAUUUAUGACGAUCGGCCGGUGUUUGAUCAUUUCCGCUAUGUGAAUGAGAGCUUGUGGCAGGCAUCAUGGAAGGCAAGGCAUUGGCAAGCAGGGUAUUAUCAGUAA
Molecule: messenger RNA, 273 nt
Organism: Penicillium atrosanguineum
Lineage: Eukaryota; Fungi; Ascomycota; Eurotiomycetes; Eurotiales; Aspergillaceae
Product: Mating-type switching protein swi10
Exons: 3
Coding region: 1-273 (90 amino acids)
Source: RefSeq, a predicted model, not a curated record